AUGCAGAUACUUAUUAUUUAUUUUCUUGUUUUUUUAUGUUUUACGCCAUGUCUAUUAUCAAUUAGUAUUAGUCCUUGUGCAAAGUGGAAUACAACUGGUCUGACAAUUGCUGGAAAUGGUGUACAAGGUAUAGGUGCUAAUCAACUUAAUUAUCCUCAAGGUAUUUUUAUUCAUGACAAAAUUAAACGAUUGUAUGUAUCUGAUACAAUGAAUAACAGAAUUCAAGUAUUUCCAUUAGAUCGAUCAACCCAAACAGGUUUGACAGUAGUAUCUAGCGUAAAAACUUAUUACAAAAUCUAUGUCGAUGACGAUAACGAUGACUUUCCGACUAUUUAUGCUGCAGAUAAUAGCGACAAUCGUGUUGAAAAAUGGACAAAAGGAGCCACGAAUGGUGUACAAGUAGGCAGUCGUUGCCUUAGCUGUACAGGAGUAUGGUUAGAUAAAGAUAAAAAUAUUUACAUGUCAGACCACGAUAGACAUUGUAUACUUAAAUGGUCCCCUUUAACGAACAUUACAACAACAGUUGCUGGUGAAUUAGGCGUAAAUGGACCAAGCGCUAAUCAACUCAAUCAACCUCAAGGUAUAUUUGUUGAUAAAACUACUAGUGCAUUGUAUAUAGCCGAUCUAUUAAAUCAUCGCGUGCAAAAAUGGCCAAAAAAUGCUUUAGAAGGUGUUACUGUAGCUGGUUCAAGUGAUGGUAAUGCCGGUUCUGAUAAUGCGUCAUUACAUAGACCAUAUGGUUUACGUGUUGAUGAAGAAACAAAAAUAGUCUAUGUGGUUGAUUUGAUGAACAAUAGAAUUCAGCGUUGGAAACAUGGUGAAACUGAAGGUGAUACUAUCGUUGGUGGUUAUGGUGAAGGUAACGAAAAUAAUCAAUUUCAUCAUCCAACCGAUUUGGCAUUUGAUGAUGAUGGCAAUCUAUAUGUAAGUGAUGCCUGGAAUCAUCGUGUUCAAUUUUUUGCUCUGACCGAUAACCGACCAUGUCAAGCAACGUUGACAACAACUGUGAAAACAUCAACAGGCUUAGUGAAUUCUUCAAUGUACAAAUCACCAAUAGCUUUGGCUAUAGUGUUCAGUAUAACUUGGAUUAUAAUGAAACUAUUGUGA
Molecule: messenger RNA, 1107 nt
Organism: Rotaria sp. Silwood1
Lineage: Eukaryota; Metazoa; Rotifera; Eurotatoria; Philodinida; Philodinidae
Source: the annotation of a GenBank genome assembly